Molecule: messenger RNA, 1244 nt
Organism: Tripterygium wilfordii
Lineage: Eukaryota; Viridiplantae; Streptophyta; Magnoliopsida; Celastrales; Celastraceae
Exons: 8
Coding region: 156-929 (257 amino acids)
Source: RefSeq, a predicted model, not a curated record
UUUGGUUUAUAGUCCCUUUGAACUGUUACAAUUUGGAACGUUUGGCACCAACGAAGCGCGGGUGCAAGUUAAGCGCGAACCCUAACGCCUGUUCGUGUCUCUCCCUCUCUUCUACCUUGUUCAAGCAUUGCAGAGUCGGUGAAUGUGUGGUGAGGAUGGGGUCAAGAGACGAGGUUGUGGAAAUUGAGAGCUUGGAGAGGGGCUUGCUCUCUGAUAAUGGUACCCGAGAAGAAGCAGAUAAGGAUGACACAGUUUUAUAUGCUGCAACCUUUGAAGCAAUGGAAGAAAAAUUUGUGAAGUAUCAAACAGCCCAGUGGGUCUUAUAUUCGUUGCUACUGGUCUUGGCUUGGGGCAUUGGCUUGUUUAUGCUGUUAUAUUUACCAGUUCGCAGAUAUAUACUGCGUAAAGACAUUAGGUCAAGGAAGCUCUAUCUCACUCCAAAUGCCAUAGUGUACAAAGUUACAAAGCCAGUGCCAUUUCCAUGUUUUGGGAUGUUAAAGAAGGAAAAGUAUGUUUUGUUGCCUUUGGUAGCGGAUAUUGUAAUUGAGCAAGGAUAUUUGCAGUCGCUUUUUGGUGUGUACUCUCUUAGAAUCGAGAAUGCUGGAGUAAGGAGGCCUGCUAGUGAUGACGUUCAAAUUUUAGGCAUUGCAGAUCCCCGUGCUUUCAGGAAGGCUGUUUUGGCACACCUUUCCAACAUCAGAAGUGAGGUUCUCUCUAGACAAACUUCCACAGUUGAAGAGUUUCUGAAUUUGAGGAUGGGUCAUCCAUCACCAGCUUGGGUAUCACCCUCAAAAUCUUUCGGACAUAAUCCAUCUUCUAGUUCUGGAGAUCUAAUAAUUCAAAAACUAGAGGAGGUUGGAAGUUCCAUUAAGAGGGUUGAAGCUUUAAUUGGAGAACAUCAUCCCCAAUCAUCUGAACCCGUGGAUUAAGGAUAAGAAGCUAGGAAUAUGUGUUUCCAAACCUAUUCAAUUUCCUUUCGGAGCUGCCGAGUUAUCACACGCACCACAAUGGAAAUUGCAAAUUCAAGUUCUGGUGAUUGAAGUAAAAUGAAAUAUUGUGGUUAGUUUCUUAAGUAAAUAUAGAUCCCAUUUACUAUCAUAGAGUUGCAAAUGUUGGUUGACAUUAGCUCUUGUAUACGUUAAUCUACACGGCAGCCGACAGAUGUCCCCAUUUAUGAUUUAUUUGCCCACUCCCUUCCCAUUUGUGCAUGGCAAUUGUGUUAUUAAUAGGUUUCAUUAUGUUUA